This is a messenger RNA of Seminavis robusta, 1142 nucleotides long. The record is from the annotation of a GenBank genome assembly. NCBI's taxonomy places the organism in Eukaryota, Bacillariophyta, Bacillariophyceae, Naviculales, Naviculaceae.
GGUGCCUUGGCUCUACGAUAAAAAUGAGGUGCAAACUUCCAAGGAACAACCUCAGAACAGCUUUCGGAACACAGAUUGAUUGAUGGAUCCCAAUACCGGUACCAUCCCAACAGACUGUACCGGUCUACCGGUGCUUUUAUAGCCCCUGGUUGAUUAAAAGACUGAGAGAAGGCAAGGAUGGAUCAGGCGAUGGAUCUGGAUCUGGAUCAGCAGCAACAUGACGACGCGCCAAUGGACAGCAUGGCCAUUACUUCCGAAGAGCGACAGUGGGCUUUGGCUAUCAAGCAAGCUGUGAGUGAAUCAGAAGAACUGUCGCCCAUCAAUGAUUUCGAUUUGGUCCAGUAUGCCAUGAUAACUCAAGGAAACACCGAAGAAGCAUUGGCUCGAAUGGAAGGAAUGCAAUCGUUUCGGGAGCACUAUGACAUCGACAACAGUGCCGAGCAAGGAGUCCGCUGUCUCCAGUUGGCUAUGGAUCUACUCCCUCGAUUCCUAUUGCACUUGGACAACUGUCCUGACACCAACGAAGCCAUUCUCGCCUGGGAUGCCAGUGUCUUUUACCCCGACUUGGUUCUAGCACCCUGUAGUCAAAGAGGAGCGGAUUUUUACUGGAAAAAUUAUGUCUCGGCUAGCUACUACAUGUACUAUUGCACUCAACCCAAUCUGGCAUCGAUACGGAAAGGUCUCACUCUUUUGUUGGACUGUGGACAAGUCGAAUGGGAAAAUGUUUCCAUCGAUUUCGAAAGACGCAUGCACGAUGAGCUGAGGGGAUAUUACCCACUCAAAUGGAACCAGCUAUUGGCAUACAAUACAGCAUUCAUUGCCAAUGUGGGGUGGGGUCUCUUCAAGCAGUUCAUGAAUCCACAUAUGAGAGAAAGCCUACAGCUGGGAUGUCAGGUGUCGGGGGCAGAUUCUUCCACACGCCUUUAUGAGCUCUUCUUGCAACCAUCACUGGAAGGAGCCCAAAUCAAUAUUCUACGGAGGGCAAGAGAUCUCCUCUUGAUGAGAGCUCAAAACGCCCAGUCCUUCACACUGUAACUAACUUACUUAUUGGGAACUUGCAUAGAUGACUUACUUACUCAGAUAUCCAUGGAACUGACUGCAGUACGAGGGAAGAGGGCGGAUUUAGUUUGGCUUUUCUCUUC